Molecule: messenger RNA, 2029 nt
Organism: Nicrophorus vespilloides
Lineage: Eukaryota; Metazoa; Arthropoda; Insecta; Coleoptera; Silphidae
Gene: emei
Product: transmembrane protein 161B
Exons: 8
Coding region: 381-1850 (489 amino acids)
Source: RefSeq, a predicted model, not a curated record
AAGACCGGAAAGAUGGACGAAGAACGAGGCCCACCUCGAUCCAAACAAACCUAGCUUGCAGGCAACCUUCGAAGCCAGCAUCCUCAUCCACCCACGCACUAUGCAACCCAUCAAUCAUCUUUAAAAUGCAAGACGUUUAACUAGGACCACCGCGCUAUCACGAUAAUUUAUACCGUCUAAAAACAAGAUAUAAUAAGGAAAUCUCAAUUAAACUAGUCGAAAAACCGCGCUCACCUAAACGCUGACGUAACGAGCGGCUAUUAAUAUUCUUUGUAGGUUAAGUCUGGUUUCCUCCAGGUUCGCUCUCCUAAAAAUAAUCGCACUGCAGCUAUGUUCUUCUGACUGUGAUUUUGAAUCUCAUCAAUACUCUUCACUCAAAAAUGGCUCUGUUAGGAGUCCAACUAGUCAUCACCUUGGUGAUGAUCAGUGUGAUGCAAAAAUUGGGGCCACACUUCUCGAUCGCCCGAUGGCUACUAUGCUCAACCGGUCUGGUCAGAUAUCUGUACCCCACAGACAGCGAACUCAGGCAAGCUGCGAACGUUCCCAAAGACAAGCAGAAGGGCAAGAAGGGAUCCAAAUCACAAUCGAAUGGCACAGCCCCGACCAAAGAAACCUUCCACAUACCGAAAAAUAUUGACAUCGAUUUGGAUACUAUAAAGGUGUCUCCUUUGGAUGUCAUCCAUCUGAGAUUCUACAUGGAAUAUCAAUGGCUCCUGGAUUUCUCCAUUUACGCAGCUGUUGUUUAUAUUGCAACAGAGGUGUACCAUGGUUUCUUUCCUUCAAAAGAUGAGGUUAAUCUCAGCAUGUUGUGGAUCUUCCUAGUCAUUAUUUUCGCAAGUAAAAUGCUGUUAUCGUUGACGAUACAGUAUUUCAAAGGAGAGGAAUCUGUGGGUGAAAGGUCGACGUGCAUCGUGAUGGGUUUCGUCUACUUCCUGCUCUCGAUGAUGGUGCUGAUCGUCGACGAAAACACGCUGGAGGUGGGCUUGGAGACGGCCUACAGCAGCUUCAAUCAGAGCGCUUCCGCGUUCUUAAACAAACAAGGUUUAAGUUCGAAUGGACCGAUUUCUAAAUUGAUUCUGAAAUUAUGUAUGGCUCUAUGGUGCGGCGUUCUUGGAGCGUUCUUCACGUUCCCCGGUUUGAGAAUCGCCCGGAUGCAUUGGGAUCUGUUAAAGUAUUACCAGGAUAGACGUUUCAUUCAGUUGCUCUUGAAUUUGGCGUACGCUUUACCGUUUCUUUUGGUCAUCGCGUGGAUAAAACCGGUGAGCAGAGAUUAUUUGACGGUGCGCAUCUUCAAGGGUUUCACGGAGCCUCUGUUGACCGCUUCCGCCUUCGAUACGCUCCGCAUCGUCUUGAUCAUCGUCACGAUGAUACUAAAGACAGUCCUGAUGCCUCUGUACUUGCAAGCUUAUCUGGAUAUGGCUAAAAGACGCGUGGAGGAGCUGAAGAAAGAGGCCGGUCGGAUAACGAACGUCGACUUCCAGAAGCAGAUCGCUGCGGUCUUCUAUUACCUCUGCGUCGUCACGCUCCAAUACAUCGCGCCUCUGGUGAUGUGUCUGUACAUGGCCAUGAUGUACAAGACGCUCGGCGGUUACAGCUGGAACGGCAUGUCUUCAAUCGUCGAGUCGGAAGCGGAAUGUUCGAUUCCCGAAGUCGCCGCCGCGGAAACCGCAGCCAAAACCAUCACGGAGAACGUGCAGGAGUUUCAUUUAGCUUUGGAUAGUUUGAAAACGGUGUUCACUCAGGACGUGUUCAGAGGGUUGUUCGGAUUCAGCACCUGGUGGUGUUGCUUCCUCUACUUCGCCACAACCUCUUUGGGUAUCUGCUACCAAACGUACUUUACCUCAAGAUAAGUCUUUCGAGUGCAUUUUCGUGGAGAGACCGAGGACUUCAAGACAUUUAAUUUAAGACAUCGUUCGAAAGGUUGUGCCAUUAUUUUUAAGUUUUAUUUAUUUCAGCGGAUUUUCAGGAAAAUUGAAUUACAAUCUUGAUAAUUAAUCAAUAAAAAUAGUACAAUUCUUUAGACAAAUCU